Molecule: messenger RNA, 1125 nt
Organism: Mucor velutinosus
Lineage: Eukaryota; Fungi; Mucoromycota; Mucoromycetes; Mucorales; Mucoraceae
Exons: 6
Coding region: 1-1125 (374 amino acids)
Biological process (GO): cellular response to starvation; negative regulation of autophagy
Cellular component (GO): fungal-type vacuole membrane; Gtr1-Gtr2 GTPase complex; nucleus
Molecular function (GO): GTP binding; GTPase activity
Source: RefSeq, a predicted model, not a curated record
AUGGGGUUACAGAGAAGCGGAAAAUCCAGCAUUCAACGUGUAGUGUUUGGUAAAAUGCCGCCCAACGACACUUUAUACCUUGAAAGCACAACAAAGAUCCAAAAGGAAGACAUAACUCGAUCUUUUAUUGAUUUUCAGAUUUGGGAUUUCCCUGGGCAAGUCGACUUUUUCGAUGAAAUGGCAUACGAUCCACAAGACAUCUUCGGCACUGUGGGCGCAUUGAUUUUUGUGAUUGAUGCUCAAGAUGAUUACAACGAGGCGUUGCAUAGACUAUUCACUACAGUCACUAGUGCUUACAGAGUCAAUUCCAACAUUACAUUUGAAGUGUUGAUUCACAAGGUAGAUGGUUUGUCUGAUGACUACAAGAUUGAUACGCAGCGCGAUGUCCAGCAAAGAAUGAGUGACGCCUUGGCCGAUGCUCAAUUAGAGUACAUUCACUUGACCUACUACCUCACUAGCAUCUACGAUAAUUCCAUCUACGAGGCCUUUAGUAAAAUCAUCCAGAAAUUGAUCCGAGAAUUACCUACAUUAGAAAACUUGCUCAACGUCUUGUGCUCGAAUUCGGGCAUUGAUAAAGCAUAUCUCUUUGACACAUUAACAAAGAUUUAUAUCGCCACUGAUAGUUCGCCUGUGGAUAUGCAAUCCUAUGAGUUGUGCUCGGAUAUGAUUGACGUUUGCAUUGAUGUGGAGUGCAUCUACGGCGCUCAGGGGAACAGUCCAAACGAUCUGUCAUUAUCAGUUACACCUGAUCGUAGCAACAACAUGUUGGAUGGCCAGCACACACCCGUAUCGCUUGAUCACCAAAACGACCCGGCAGACAGUGAGAGCCUGGAGCGAAGAUUGUUAGAGCACCAAAACGAACAACAGCAACAACAUGUUACUACAGCAAGCUCAGAGGCCGAGGCUUCCAGUUUGAUCAAAUUAGACAAUGGCGAUGUUCUGUACAUGAGAGAGGUGAAUCGAUUGUUAGUCCUGAUAUGUCUCUUGCGUCAAGACAACUUUGAAAAGCACGGCUUGAUUGAUUACAACUUUCAGUGCUUCAAGGAGGCAGUUACUGAGGUUUUUGAGUUCUCGAGGAAAAGAAAUACCCAACAGCAGCAACAGCAGCAGCAGCAGCAAGAUUAA